AUGAAAAAGUAUAGCCAGGGCAAUAAGGAAGUAGCUCGUCCUACUGAGGACCAAUCAAAUUUAGAUGGAUAGAAUUUAAAAUAAAAAGAGGGUACAUUAAAAGAAAAUCGAAAUAGUGCCAAAAAGCAGAAAGAUUCAAUAAAAGUGAAUAAUAACACAAGCUAGAGCGAAGGCUAGUAUAAAACAAGUUAGGACGAGGAUUAAUUAUAAAAUGAGAAUAUGAAUAUAGUAACUAAAAACUCUAUUUAAAAUUAUAGCCAAUCUUAGAAUAAUUAGAAUUUAACAACUUUAAAAUACAUUUCUAAUUCAGAUCCCAUUGAUAUUACUCCAAAUGAAAUUCAUUUCAAGGAUAUAUAAAUUAACUAAACAUAUGAGAUUACCUUGUACGUUAGAAACUUAACAAAGAAACCUCGUCGUAUUAGAGUAUUUUAGCCAUAAACCCCACAUUUUAGAGCUGAUUAUGAAAUGCAAGGAGCUAUCGGAGCUGGUUUGGCAAUGAAAGUAACUGUCACAUUUGAAACUACUUAUUUAGAUAACUUCAAAGAUGUAAUGAAAAUUGUGAGUUAAGAUAAUUUUUCUAAAGAAGUCUUUUUAUAUGCUUAUCAGCCAUGUGCUUAGCUGGUUUUUGAACCAUUUAUUAAUUUUGGUUUUGUUAAAGUUUAGCAGCAAAAGUAAGAGAAGAUAUUUUUCAAAAAUGAAGGUUCGGUAGCAGCUAAAGUUGAAUUAAAAUCAAGUGAUCCUGCCGAUUUAAAAAUAGAACCCCCAUUCUUUUCAAUACAACCAAAAUAGGAAUUUGCAGUUACUGCAACUUAUGAAAGUUAAGAAGCUGGUUUAUUUAGGGGUUUUGUCUAUGUAACAACAGAAGCUUAAUGUCUUCAGAAAGUAAUAGAUAUUAAUGCAACUAUAGUCGAGUUUACUUAGUUCUUAAUAGAUGAUAGCGGUAACCAAACAACUUAAUUUGACUUUGGUACUUUUUAUUAUGGUCAGGAAAAAAAAAUACAUGGUUUUUUGGUAAAUAAUACUCCUAAAAAGUAUAAAUACAAAGUUAAUUUUAGAUUUGGACUUCUAUAUUCUGCUGAAGAUAUUGCAAGUUUAUAAACACCUAACGAAGUAGGAAGGGAAUAAACAGAAAAAAUUAUGAGUAUAGAACCUUCUGAAGGAGUAAUAGAUAGUUAUUCCUAACUUCCUAUUGUAUUUAAGUGUCAUUCUUAAGUACAUCCAAAGCAUUAAUUUUGGACUUAAUCUUAUGCUAUUUCAAAAGAUGAAAUGAAUGCUGAUGUAGAAGAUUAUUCUUAUUCAGCAAUAUUUUCAUAUGAUGGCUAAUAGUCUAACCCAACUAUAAUACACGUUACUGGAAGAGGUAUUUGCCCUACCAUUAAGUUAUCUAAAAAUCUUAUUUAGUAUGGAGAAUGUAAUGUCAAUGAUUAUAAAGAUUGUAAAUUAGAAAUCGAAAAUAGAAACAGAGAUAUCCCAAUUUCUAUAUCUUGCUCUAAAAUACCCUACUUUACACUAUCUCCAGCAACAGCUGUAAUAAACCCUUAAUCAAAAGCUGUUUUUGUUGCAUCAUUUCAGCCAAAAGCUGUUGGAAGUUUCUAAAAAAAUAUGCAGAUAUUACUUUUUAAUGGAGCUUAUAAAUUAGAUCUUAAAAUGCUAGGUAAAGCUUUGGAUAUAUCAGAAAAAACAAUAACAAAAAGAGGACCAGAAACUUUGCCUGAAAACUUUGAAAAUGAAAGAAAAUUCUUAGAUGAGGAAAAUUUAUUUUAAACAAGAACAAAGAAAUAAUAUGAGGAUAGAAUUAAUGAAAUCCCUGACUGGGUAGUAAAUAAUAAAGACCCUACUGUUAUGGACUCUUACAUGAAUAGCAAAAAAUACGAUGAUGUCUUAAGAGAGCACCGCAAAGAACGUCUUCAGAAAGAAAAGGACAAAAUCGUUGCAGCAAAAUAUGAAGAAAUGAUUGAAAAACUAAAGUAAUUAGGCUUAGCUCCUGAUCAAGAUGGAUAAAAUUAAGGUGCAGAAUCAGACGAAGAAGGAAAGGGUGGUAAAUUUGCAGAUGCUCCAAUUGAUUAUGCUUACGAAGUUGGAAUGAUAUAAAAUAGGCUAGAUACACCUGAGUUACCUCUUCCUAUUUCAAAUGAGCCUUUGUAUGUUAAUAAGCCUAUUGGUAAAUAUGAACCAUAUGCAUAAAAUUAAGAAAAUAUGAAGUCAUUCAAUCCUGAUCCAAAUGUAAUAAUAAAGAAAAAAUGGCACUCUAAACCUUAAAAUCAUAAAGAAAUAAGAGAAAUAUCUAUGAAACUGUAAGGAGAAUAGCUCUAAAAAAUAUUCGCAGGCCCUGUAUUUAUUGAUUUUGGACCUGUUUAUGUUAAAUCUACUAUUUAAAAAACUUUUACUAUUCGAAAUGAUCUCAGAACAGCCAUUUCUUGCAGACUAAUUGUUGAUAGCGAUGAGCUGUAGGGAUCAUACUAAACUCUAUAAAUUAUUCCUCCAAGCUAAGUUGCAGGAUUUGAUGUGGUUUUAAAAAAUAAUACUCUAGGGUAAUUUAGAAAUAAUGUAAAAUAUAUAAUUAAUGAAUAGCAUGCAUUUGAAUUUUAAGUAAUUGCAGAUAUUCAAUUGGUUAAACUUGAGUUAUCUAGAGUUUAGAUAAAAAUGAGUUUCUUUGAAGAUAAUCAUGAAAUGAUUACAAAAGAAACCUUAAAACUCACUAAUAAUGGUAAUUCAACGGGUAAAUUUGAAUGGGUACACACUUUAAACAAAAUAUUUACUAUUACUCCUGAAAAGGGUGAAGUACCUGCUAAUUCAUCUUUAAACCUAACGGUUACUUACAAGCCCUCUUAGUAAGCUGGUUCUAAUUCAAUCUCUUCUUAAAAUAAUUUGUCAGCAAAUGCUCCAAAUUCUGCCAGAGAUUCUAAUCAAGGUUCUAACUAAAAUGACAAAUAAAGCAUGGCCCCAAUAACAAGAAACGAAGAAGAGAAACUUGUAUUAAAAGUUUAAGAUGGUGUAGAAGGGGCAAUUAGAUGUAUAGGAACAAUCUAAGAAGCUAGAUGCAUGAUUAAAAAUACUAAUUUAGAUUUCAAAGAAAUUGCUGUUUCAAAAGCAGAAACAAAAACAUUCUAAAUCAAAAAUCUAAGUAGGAUCUAGGCUAUAUUUAGUAUCGAUUAAACUAAUUUACCUGAAUGUGUAUCGAUUAAUCCUUUAAAAGGAAGAAUCGGUCCUGAUGAUGUUAGGGAUAUUUCAGUAACCAUCUUAAGUAACCAAGAAAAUACUUUUAAGGGUGAUAUUAUUGUUUACAUAAGAGGUGGAAGAAUCCUAAAAUUGCCUUUUUAAGGAUAAACAAUAAUUCCUUAAGUCAGCAUAUUAGAAGAGCUAUUUGAUUUUGGAAAUAUUACUACUUUAGGAAACUAGGGUAUACUUAAAAUGUCCCUGUAAAAUAACUCUAAUAUUCCUGCAGAUUUAGUUCUAGAUAUGAGAACAGAUGAAGAUUACGAAAAGGCUUAACCAGGUAUAGAGUGUUUGUCUAUUGAGAUAGAAGGUGAAGAUGAUGAUUCAGUUCUACACUCAGUACAUGAAGAAUAAAGUGAAGAGGAAGAUUAGCAAAAUAAAAUGAAUAAUGAUGAUAAUGAACCAGAUUUUGAUGGCCCUUUAAAUGAGAGUGUUGAUAGUUUAGAAGAAGAGAGUGAAAAGAAAAAAUCAAAGCUAUUUAACUUAACUGUUUAUCCUAAACAGACAUUGAAUUUUGUAUUAAAGUUUUGUCCGAAAGAAAUUAUCUCUUAUAAGCUAUUGCUUCCAUUGACGCUUUCAGGUUAUGGGAUCAUCCCUUCAUUAGAAAGGUACAUCACAUGUAAAGGUCUUCAUCCAAAAUUCUUAAUUGAUCCAUAAACAUGUGAGUUUAAAAGAAAAGUUAUAACUACGCCAGAUAAAUGUUUUCCUGAUAAGAUGGAAGUAACUUUAAAUAACCCUGAUAGAAGAAGCAUCAAAUGGAGAAUUGAUAUAAGUGGUAUAACAUCUGAUAAAAUAUUUUAAGUAGAACCUUCUUCUGGUAUAGUUGAAUCAUGCGAUUCGGUGAAAAUUGAAGCACUUUUUAAUCCAUAUGCCCCAGGCAAUUUUACUUAAACUCUACCUUUAUACAUUGAAGAAGAUGAUGAAAUUCCUUCUAACGUACCUUAUGUUGAGCUAAUAUUAAAAGGUGAGGCUGCUUUCCCAAGACUUCAAUUUGACAGGAAGGAAAUUAUUUUACCAGUUGUGCCUCUCGGGAUAUAGUCUCGCUGCACUUUUAGGAUUAUAAACGAUGGCUAUGAAAAUUUGAAUUUAAAAUAUAAAAUUAUUUAAGAUAUUUCAAAUAUUAAUGUAACUUUGAACUGGCCUGAUGGAAAAAAUUUGGGUAUAACAAAACAUAGAAUAAGAGUUGAGGCCGUAUUUUCAAAUAAAAGACCUUUAUCAUUUACAACUAGAAUAGAAUUUUAUGAUGACUCCGAUCGUGUGUAUCCUAUUUAUAUAUCUGGUACAACUGAUAACUGCCUAUUUACUAAUCAAUCAUAUCUGUAGAGAUGCAAAGGGGAGUAUUCAAUAUAUUUAAAUGAAGUAAAAGAUGAUAGUAAUAAAUUUUCUAUCGGAAACAUUAUGAUUAAAGAGGAAGAUGAGGACAUUAACUCAGUAGAUGGUAAGACAUAAACUUCUAGGACUCAUUCUAUUGCUGCAACUAAGAAGAAAGGAGGAGCUGCCUCUACUCUGAGCUAUGGCUCUACUAAAAGUUCUAGAAGCAUGCUAGGAUAUUAACCAAUACCAACUCCUUUCUUAGAUUAGUCUAUUGAAUAUAUAACUCGCUGGCUGAAUUAUCAUGUUCUUUAAUAGCCUAUAAACAGUUUUCCACAAAGCGUUAUAGAGCAAAAUGGCAGUCCUGUAUUUGAUUUAAUUACAUUUUUAACUGGAAGAACUUAAUUCCCAUUCAGAGCCUAAAUUGACCACCUUACAAAAAGAACUGAAAAGUCCAAAAAACUGAUGUCCUAAUACGAUGAGUUAAUAAGAUCAUUAAAGGUAGAAGGAGGUAUGCUUAACCAUAUCAGGCCAGAGUAUUUGCUAAGUUAUUAAGACUAUAUUCUAUAUGUGAAAUAGCUACCUAGCUAGGUCACUAAUACAAUUAGUCAGAAUGUUUUAAGAUUGUCUUAAUCAAGAUUUAUGUACCUUGCUCUUGACUCAUGGAUACAAAUAUUUUAUUAAAUACUAAAAAUUUACUUUUUAAACAGACUUAAUGCUAAAAAUUUCAAGUUAAUUCCUGGAAUACCCGCAGAAAAAAUGUAAAUUCCUAAUUAUAUCGAAUAAAGUAAUUUAAUCUCUCCUGCAGAAUCUCUUUUAUUGUAUUGGCUUGAAAUAAAUUAUGAAUAAACUCACCCCUUAGCUUAGAAGAGAUUAUGUUCUUUCGAUUUGGAACUUUAAGAUGGCUAAUGGAUCUAGUCACUUAUUAUGAGCUAUGUUGGAAAAAAUAGCUCGAGAUAUUUUGGAAAUAUGAAAAUGGUUUGCUCUAAUGAGUAAGAUUUUAAGUAUAAUGGAGAAAGAAUAGUUGAAGCUAUGAAGGAGAUUGGAAUCAACUCACAUUUACAACCUCAAGAUUUCUAAAAGGUUUCAAUGCGUGAAAUGAUUCUUUUCAAUUUGUAAAUGCUUUAUUCUCUCCCUCACUACAUUCCAAAAGGAAACCCUAUUAUGUUUAGUUGCAUCUUAGGAGAAGAAAUAACCAAAAAUAUAGAAUUAACUAAUCCUACUAACAGAACUAUUUGCUAUCAUGUAAAGCUUGAGGGUCAUCCUGACUUUUCUCUCGAUUCAGAAGAUUAGUUUAUGAUAGAGCCUAAGAGUUAAUACAAGUUUAGAGUUAAAUUCACUUCAAGAGUAAGCGAUUCUGUAACAGGAAGAAUCAUUUUUAAUAACAAGAAAGAAAGUAAUGUCUAAGCAGCUGCACUAGUAUUUGAUUUAAAGUCUAAUGUUACAGGCAGAAUUUCUGAAAAGAUAAUUUAAACAACUUCAAAUUUGUAUGAAAACACAGAAUUUUAAUUUUAAGUUACUAAUAAAUUUUAAAAUGCCGAGUGGGGAGAAUUUGAAGUGAAUAUAGUUCAUGUAAAACCUGAAAAGCCAGUAGAGAAAAAGAAAAAGAAGGCAGCAGGGGCACCUUAAUAGAAUUAAAAUAAUACUAAGGGUAAAUAAAAUGGUGGAAAAGAAGAAGACAGUGAUAAACCUUAAGCAAACGUAUCUAAAAUUGAAGACUAAUAAUAAAACGAUGUGUUCCCAUCAUUCUUCUGUAGACAGUACAAUACUGCGAAGUUAAGAAUAAAGAGAGGAGCAACUGCAAACAUUAAUCUUAUUUUCUUACCCUUAAUUAUUGAGUAAUAAAGAUGCUAUAUCAUUUUUAAAGAUCCUAAUAUCGGAGAAUUCUAAUAUGAAGUAAUAGGGAACGUAGAGCUUCCUAUGUAUAACAACGAAAUUAUCAGGCUACCUUAAAAUGGCUAAACUAUUUACGUAGACGACCCAGCUAAUAUAGAAAUACCACUUAGUUACCAAAAUGAAUCUAUGAAUAGAGCUCGUAAGCUUGCAGAAUAGUUAAUUAUGGAAAAGAGCAAAGAAAAAUUCUUGAAAGGUGAUAAAAGUGCACUUUAAAAGGCUGAUAAAUUAGUCUUCCCAGGAGGUUAGCCAGAUGCUGUUCAAUAUAAUAUAGAAAUAACCCCUUCUGUACCUUACAUUCAAAUUCCACAAAUAUUUACUCUCACAAACCCAUACAAAGGUCUUCAAAUAAACUAACCAAUUGAAAAAGAAUAAAAACAAGAAAAUUCAAAGAGAGGAAAAAUUCUUCCAAAAGAAAAUCAUGAAGAAUAAUAAGAGCAAACUUAAACUGUAGAUUUGGUAAACAAACUUCCCAUUUCGCUUCUCUUUAAAAAUGCAGUUAAAGAUUUUAAAGUUUCGCUCACAUUAAAAAAUGUAAAUUUGACAGAUAUUAGAAGAUAUAAAUUAGAAAUUAGUGCUUUCCCUAAACCAGUGAGAUCAACAUUAGAGUUUAGAGUUCCAGCUAGGUAAUCUACUACACAAGAAAUACCUAUUGUAAAUAACACAGAGAGAGACUGGAAUAUUAAAGUUAAUUUUGUAAGAGAUAAACUCCCUAAUUCAAAUCUCUUUUCUUUCCCAGCUUCUUUCUCUAAAGAGUUUUUAGUUAGGAAAAAAUCUUAAGGAAGUUUUCCAUUAACAUUUAAACCUAAGUGGAUUUGUGAAGCAGAAUGCAAAUUAAUUCUUCAAAAUCCACUCACAAAUGAUUUGUUUGAAUAUAAUAUUAAGGGUUUCGGAGAGGAACCUGUAGCUGAAGAUCAUUUUGUCAUAUAAUGUUCAGCAAGAUAAACAAAGAUUCAUGAUAUAGUAGUUAAAAACCCAUAUACUGACAAAGACGUUACAUAUAAAGUAGAAACUGAUUUGUUAAAUGCUUAGGGGGCUCCUUCAUUAAAAAUAAAGGCAGGAUAAAAAGGUACCUAUAAAUUAUCUGUCACCCCUAUAUUAAGUGGGUAAUAUACUGGUUCAAUAACUUUUACUGAAGAUGAUGGAACAUAUCUUUGGUACACAGUUGUUUUGCUAACAGCUAGCCCUGCAGCAGAUAAAGUCCUAGAUUUAAAUUCAUUUAUCAGAUAGGCUUGCACGUUUGAAAUUUCUAUAUCAAAUCCUCUUGAUUAAUAAAUUUCUUUUGAUGUUAUCAUUAACGGAGAUGGUCUUAUUGGAGAAAAUAUAUUUUAUUUGGGGCCGAAAGAAACUAAAUCUUAUGAAUUGAUCUACAGUCCUUUGUAUAUCGGAAAAGCAAAAGGUAGUAUUGCAUUCGUAAAUGAGCAUUUAGGAGAGAAAUGGUAUGAACUCAAUUUACUCAGUGAAGAAUAAGCUGUAAUCAAACUGCCUAUUCUUAAAACAGAAUUGGGUAAAUUUAACUAGCAUAAAGUUUAACUCGAAAAUCCUACUGACAAAGAAAUCAAAGCCAUUAGCAAAUGCACAAACACAUAAAAUUUCGAAGUUUUCCCAUAAGAUAUAGUUUUAAAACCAUUUUCUUCUACAACUGUAUACAUUAGGCACUCACCUUCCAGCUUAGAACAAGCAGAAAGUGCUGAAAUAUCAAUAAUCACUGGAGAAAUAGGUAAGUGGAGAUAUUCUGUUUAUGGUAUGGGUAUUCCUCCAACAAAGUUCGAGAAAAGAGAAAUAUCAGUUAGCAUAAAUAAAGAUUUCUCAACAUCUAUUCAGUUUAAAAAUCCAUUUAAAGAAUAAAUUUAGAUUUAAGUCUAUAUGAUUGCCGAAAAUUAGAAUAAAGAAGUUUUCAAACUCCUACUUAAAGGUAAAAAAAUUCCUGGAAAAUAAGAUGGUGAAGAAAGGUAUUUAAUGCAAGUUGGAGGUUUGUAAGUAUUAAUGAUUCCUUUCUCUUUCAUACCUAGAGAGAUCACCAAAUAUUAUUGUGAAAUUGUUUUAGCAAUGAAUGAUAAAAUUGAGUGGAGAUAUCCUAUUGAAGGUAUCACUUAAUGCACUUAGUCCACUGUAAUCCAAAACUUUAAGUGUCAAUGUAGAGAUAGCUUAGAAGAAGACUUUUCUAUUUAACUACCAGGAAUAUAAAGCAUAAUGGGUAAAGAUGAUACUUUUAGUUUUGAAAUUAGGUGCUUGGAAGAAGAGUAUAGUAAUUUAGUAGAUAAAUCACUUUAAAUAAAAACAACAAAGAAUUACUUGAGUGAUCCUAGUGAUAGAUUAGAAUUUUAAGUUAAAUUUUAACCUCUAAAGCCUUACAAAGCAACUCUUGAAUUCCAUGUCCUUAGAAAGGCUGGAGGAAAAUGGAGGUAUUUUAUUGAUGUUGAAGCUACAGAACCUGAACCUGAUGACACUAUUGUAAUCAGCUCCAACUUACACAAAACUACCAGUGUUUCAUUCAAAUUAACAAAUAAAACAAAAUAAUUUGCACCAUUUGUGGCUAACUUCUCUCCUGAGUCAGAUAGUGAAUUUACAGUUUUCCCUAAAAGUGGAACAUUAGAAUCAUAUGGAAGAGAUGGAACCACAUUCAUUGUUUCAUUUACUCCUGUUGAGUAUGGAAAGAUUAGAAGUGGUAAACUGAUAGUAUAAACCGAAGAUAUGUAUUGGUAAAAUACCAUUUUAAAAUUCCUUUCAAUUAAAUUAAAAAACAUUUGUAUAUUAAUUAGGUCAUAUCUCAUAAAGGGUAAACUUCCUAAAUAUAAUCCACCAUAAGCAGAAUCAAGCUUAAUUGAUGACAAACUAGAGGCAGAAUUUGAUUUAAGAGUAAAUAGUACUCUUCCUAAAAACCACCUACUUGAUAAUAUAAAGAAAACAAAAAUAAAUGCUAGCAUUUCAAAAAAUUUAAGUAGAAGUAUCUAAAAUUCAAACGACUCUACUAAUUUAAUAUCUAGGACAAUAGGUUAGAUAAAUAAUCUUUCAUCAAGCAUAAGUUACAUAGGAAAGAACCCUUAAUGA
Messenger RNA from Tetrahymena thermophila SB210, 9471 nucleotides. RefSeq names its product flagellar associated protein, putative. The transcript is spliced from 23 exons. The record is from RefSeq and is a predicted model, not a curated record. NCBI's taxonomy places the organism in Eukaryota, Ciliophora, Oligohymenophorea, Hymenostomatida, Tetrahymenidae.